Centruroides sculpturatus (bark scorpion) is the source of this 1178-nucleotide messenger RNA. RefSeq names its product serine/threonine-protein kinase WNK-like. The record is from RefSeq and is a predicted model, not a curated record. Gene Ontology annotation, molecular function: ATP binding; protein serine/threonine kinase activity; potassium channel inhibitor activity. Lineage: Eukaryota; Metazoa; Arthropoda; Arachnida; Scorpiones; Buthidae. Gene Ontology annotation, cellular component: cytoplasm. The transcript has 3 exons. Gene Ontology annotation, biological process: intracellular signal transduction; positive regulation of sodium ion transmembrane transporter activity; positive regulation of potassium ion import across plasma membrane. Bases 252 to 1163 code for a protein of 303 amino acids.
CGAACGUACGUUCUCCGCCUCUCUAGGGAUAGGAGUUAAGCUGCGAGAGAGUCGUACUGUUGGACUCGAUAGGGGAAAAAUAUAUAUAUUAUAUAUAUAAUAUAUUUUAAAUUCGUAUAAAUUGAUCAAAUCGAAACAUAACAGUGUAACUACUAUUGUGAAUAUUGCUAUAGACCAAGAUGGAACUAAGAGAAAAACAUGGUAAUUAACGAAAUUGCAGGUAGAAGGUAGGAGAUCGUCAGUCGGUUGAGAUGUUUAAAAAUCGUCGUAAAGCACCAUCGAACGAUGCUCAUCAACAGACGGCCGAAACGGACGCGGUCAACAAGCGUCAAACCUCAUCUCCCAACUGCGAAACAUGCGGACGUCAAGCAUCUUCCAGGUUUGCUAUGACUCGUCACCGCCUCAAUUAUCACGGUAGUUGCCUACAGGCCAGAUCGGACUCGCCGAAACAUUCUCCAGAGCGAACGAACAACAACAGCAGUACAAGCAAAGAAUCUAGUCCCGGCAAAGGAAGUCGCUUUUUACAUGGAAAAACCGAAAGAUCCUCGUCUCCUAUACCAAAAUUACGGACUACCAGGCGUGUUUUGGCCAGUCUGACAGGUAACAAGUCGUCGUCGUCGUCGCUGGUCGAAAGCCCCCCUUCGGGUGAUCACAAGAAGGAAAGGAAAAAAAGGAUACCGGCCAAAACCGAAAAGAAGAAGAGCGACAUGACGGAAAGCGUAGAGGAUAACUUAACGAAAGAAAGUGCCGAAGUAUGCGUCAAUAAGAACGAAACGUCGGUGGUCGAGGAGGACGAAGCCGUCAAAGCCAGGGAUACUUCGCCGUGUGGCAGGUUUCUGAAAUUCGAAGAAGAAAUCGGACGCGGCUCGUUCAAGACCGUGUACAAAGGCCUGGAUACGUCGACGGGUGUGGCAGUGGCAUGGUGCGAAUUGCAGGAACGUUUAAACAAAACUGAAAGACAGAGAUUCAGGGAAGAAGCAGAAAUGCUGAAGGGUCUUCAGCAUCCGAACAUUGUUCGAUUCUAUGAUUAUUGGGAAGUCAACACACCAAAGAGAAAAUAUUUAGUAUUAAUAACUGAAUUAAUGACAUCAGGAACAUUAAAAACGUAUGUCAAAGCUUUUUAUUUAUUUUAUGAGUUUUAUUUAAAAAUUUUAACUUUUUAGCAUCUUUUACUGUUU